AGGAUGUUGGUGAAAGCAAUCAAAAAAUUUACAAUUAAUCACAUCAUUGUAACUGAAGAGAAGAUUUUGAAGGCUGAAUUUUCGAGUUACGAAAAGUUCUUGAAGUUUGUCGUUACAUUUGAUCUGCGCUCUCUCGUGAUUGAUGGGAAAAUACCGUUCACAACCCAACGAGUCAUCGGCACUUGCGUAAGCGUUGAAAGCAUCAAAGAGAGGCUUGACGCGUUUCCAGCAAUCAUUCAAAAUCUUCCCAAAAUUCUUAGCGCGGCGGAUGAGUUACUUCAUGUUGGGAAAAUGAACGGACACGAGUAGUCCUAAAUAACGUUAGCCGUUAGAGUUUUUACUUUACGUAAUCCAAUUCAUUUAAACUUUAAUUAUUUUUUUCGUACAAUGAUGUGUUCGUACUUGCAGUGCUGCAACAUCAUUUCUAUGUAACAUUUAUAUGAUUCAAUAUAUUACCACAUUCGGAA
This is a messenger RNA of Xenia sp. Carnegie-2017, 467 nucleotides long. RefSeq lists its product as uncharacterized. Lineage: Eukaryota; Metazoa; Cnidaria; Anthozoa; Malacalcyonacea; Xeniidae. The transcript is spliced from 3 exons. The record is from RefSeq and is a predicted model, not a curated record. Bases 4 to 309 code for a protein of 101 amino acids.